Rhodamnia argentea is the source of this 1669-nucleotide messenger RNA. RefSeq names its product transcription factor MYB44-like. Lineage: Eukaryota; Viridiplantae; Streptophyta; Magnoliopsida; Myrtales; Myrtaceae. The record is from RefSeq and is a predicted model, not a curated record. Gene Ontology annotation, cellular component: nucleus. The coding region runs from base 136 to 1161 and encodes 341 amino acids. Gene Ontology annotation, molecular function: DNA-binding transcription factor activity, RNA polymerase II-specific; RNA polymerase II cis-regulatory region sequence-specific DNA binding. The transcript has a single exon. Gene Ontology annotation, biological process: regulation of DNA-templated transcription.
UGUACAAAAAAUCUCGCGGCCGUUGUAGCUUCUCUUAAUCCAAAUCAGCUUUUGUCUUUUUGUUGGUAGUCGUAGUUUUCUUCGCCUCUAGGUUUUAUUCGGUAUAUUUUGUCAAUCGAGCAUCGAGGGUCGGCCAUGGCUUCUUCUGCUUCUGCGAGGAAAGACGCGGAUCGGAUCAAGGGCCCCUGGAGCCCCGAGGAGGACGAGGCGUUGCAGAGGCUGGUCCAGAGCUACGGCCCCAGGAACUGGUCCCUCAUCAGCAAGUCCAUCCCCGGCCGGUCCGGCAAGUCCUGCCGCCUCCGCUGGUGCAACCAGCUCUCCCCGCAGGUGGAGCACCGCCCCUUCACCCCGGAGGAGGACGAAACCAUCGUCCGCGCCCACGCCCAGUUCGGCAACAAGUGGGCCACCAUCGCCCGCCUCCUCAACGGCCGUACCGACAACGCCGUUAAGAACCACUGGAACUCCACCCUCAAGAGGAAGUGCUCCUCCUCCAGCUCGGCCGGCGACGACGCCGACGCCCUCGCUGAGCAGCAGCCGCUCAAGCGGUCGGCCAGCCUCGGGGCGCCCGCGACCAACAACGCCGUCUCCGAUCUGUUCCUCAGCCCGAGCAGCCCCUCGGGAUCCGACCUGAGCGACUCGGGCUUGCCGGUGGGGAUGCCCUCGCCGCGCGUGUUCCGCCCCGUGGCGAGGACGGGGCCGAUCAUGCCCGCGCUGUCGGGCCAGCACGCCGACGCGUCAUCUUCGACCACCACGGAUCCCCCUACUUUGCUCAGCCUGUCUCUACCGGGGUCCGAUUCGGCUGAGGUCUCGAACCAGGGAUUGGCUUCCGGUUCCGUGCAGGCGUCCGACUCAAGAAGACCCAGCCCGAGCCUGUUCUCAGCUAGGAACCAGGCGAUGCCGCCGCCGCCGCCGCCGCCGAUGCCGAUGCCGAUGAUACCGAUUCAUCAUCAUCAGGGUCACCAGUGCAGCGAAGUGGGGAUUGAAGGGGCCGGGUACGAGAAGCAGUUCUUCAACGAGGACUUCAUGGCGGUGAUGCAGGAGAUGAUAAGGAAGGAGGUGAGGAGCUACAUGUCCGGGAUCGAGCAAAACGGCCUGCGUCUGCAGAGCGAGGCGGUUCGGAAUGCAGCUGUUAAGCGCAUCGGCGUUACCAAGAUCGACUGAAAAAAAGGAAAAUUUAGCAGAGAAAAAGAGUAGGAGGGGGCCAUCUCAACUUUUAUGCUGACGAUCAUCUUCCCUAAUGAUCGAAGAAGCACAACAAGAAUCAUCGGCUCUAGAGAGCGAGAGCGAGAGAGAGAGAGAAGGGAGAUCAGCCGUUCUUUUUUUUUUUUUUUUUUAAUUUUAGUCCAGCUUCUUUGUCUUUAAUCUUUCGUAGUUUCAUGUCAUCUUUUAUACAGAUGAUAAUAACUUGGGGGGGUUGGGUGGGUGGGGAGGAGGUUUUGUAUAUAUAAAGGACGAGGAGAAUGGAGGGGAGAGAGAGAGGGGCUUUGUCGGGGAGAGAUGGAAUGGUCGGGGGGGCGAACGAAGCCCAUGAAGAAGAAGGAAGAAGCAGCAGCAAACCACCAAGCAAAACGUAAUUUCUGGAUGUGAGGAACCCAAGAACAAAAACAGAGGGGAAAAAAAAAAAAGAAGAGACGAGAAAUAUUUCCAUGGAAAUUUUCCUUUUCCUUUC